AUGCAGGAGCACAAGUCGUUUCUCAUAAGGGAUCUUCUGGGGGAUGUUUUGUCCGAGCGGGUGCACGAAGAUUCCGAGGACGAUUCGGCCGUUCAUUCGGACUCUGAGGACACGAUCGACCCUGGAAGUAGCCCGUGCACCAGAUUGGAAAGUCCUCCGCCAGCGCUCUCGCCAUCCCCGGCGGCAGCGACGUCCGGCAAGUCCUGCGGAACGAGCAGCGGCCCUCCAAGCGGCAGGAAGCCGAGAAGAAGGCGGACUGCGUUCACCCAUGCUCAGCUCGCUUACCUGGAGCGAAAGUUUCGCUGUCAGAAAUAUCUGAGCGUGGCAGAUCGAAGCGACGUGGCCGACGCCUUGUCGCUCUCCGAGACCCAAGUCAAAACGUGGUACCAGAACAGAAGGACGAAAUGGAAGCGGCAGAACCAACUGCGGCUGGAGCAGCUUCGGCAUCAAGCGACGGUGGAGAAGGAGUUGCUCGUACGAGGCGUGGGCCUUCACCACGGCAGCAUAGACGCCUACUGUCCACCGUACAACGCUCAGACCCAGACCCAAAGCCACCCGCCUCCGCCGCCCCCGCCCCCGGCGCCCUCCACCGCCUCGACGGCCGCGUUCCUCUCGACGGCCGCGGCCCUCUUCCGGAACGUCACCUACGUCCACGGAUGCCCCCUCUAA
Messenger RNA from Apis laboriosa (Himalayan honeybee), 669 nucleotides. RefSeq names its product homeobox protein MSX-2. The transcript is spliced from 3 exons. Gene Ontology annotation, biological process: regulation of DNA-templated transcription. The coding region runs from base 1 to 669 and encodes 222 amino acids. Lineage: Eukaryota; Metazoa; Arthropoda; Insecta; Hymenoptera; Apidae. The record is from RefSeq and is a predicted model, not a curated record. Gene Ontology annotation, molecular function: DNA-binding transcription factor activity, RNA polymerase II-specific; DNA binding.